UGGAGGUGUGAGAUGUGAGUUUCGUAAAGUAUUAUUUAAACGAUAUAUGUGUGUAAACGUCCCAAAAACGUGCAUUGUAAAAUUUUUUAAAAUACAUGUAAAUAUUGCAAAUAGCUGCAGAUUAUAUAUUGAUUAUAUAUAACUCAAAUAAAACGGAGGAAUAGCAGAUUACUUUCUAAAAUAGGAGGAUCAUAACCUCCUAUAACCUCUUAAAAUGUCCGACGACGAGGAUUUGGUUUACGUGAAGAAGCAGAAAACCGUCCACUAUGGUUCCUUGGAGGAAGCAGAACGUGCACGACUUGCAGCUACCGUCGAAACUACGGAUGAAGAAAAGGAUGUCACGAAUGCAAAUGAUGUUACUAAUGUUUCCGCCUCAGGAGGAAAUGUACAUAUUUCGAAUGAGUACAUGGAGCUCGAGGAUGAAAUGUCUAAAGAUCGGCAGGCAUUAUUGGAAGAAUUUGAACGUAGGAAAAAGGCUAGACAAAUUAAUGUUUCUACAGAUGACUCCGAAGUAAAGAAACACUUAAGACAAUUGGGUGAACCAAUUUGUCUCUUUGGAGAAGGUCCAGCGGAUAGAAGGACAAGAUUAAGAGAAUUAUUAGCUAGCGUGGGAGAGGAUGCUAUUAAAAAGAAACAUGAAGAAGAAGAAAAACCGUCCUAUCCACUCGAAAAAGAUGCAGAGUCAACUUGGUACCACGAGGGACCAGAUUCUUUGCAAAUUGCAAGAUCAUGGAUAGCGUCUUAUUCGUUGCCCAGAGCAAAAGCACGGUUGGAUAAGGCAAGGCAAGAUCUACUAUUACCAGCUGCAACUCGCACAGCGAAAAGACAAGAGCUUUUGAAAAAGUUGCAAGCAUUGAGCAUUUAUUGUUCUCAAAUUGGUGACAACAGGCCCAUUUCCUUUUGCCAGUUCAGCCCUAAUUCAAAAAUCCUUGUUACAGCUUCAUGGUCAGGCUUAUGCAAGUUAUGGUCUGUACCUGACUGUACUUUGUUGCGCACUUUACACGGACAUAAUUGUAAUGUUGGCUGUAUUGUUUUUCAUCCAAAAGCUACAAUAACCGAAGAUAUAGUAGGUGAUAAUGCAGUACCAACUUGCGUGCUGGCAUCAUGUGCAGCAGAUGGUACUGUAAAACUGUGGAGCGGUGGUACUGGUGAAGAACCAUUAGCAGAGGUGGAAGGACAUGAACCUCACAGAGUUUCUAGGAUCGCUUUCCAUCCAUCUGGACGAUUUCUUGGCACAUGUUGUUACGAUGCAUCUUGGCGAUUAUGGGAUUUGGAACAACAAGCGGAAGUACUUCACCAAGAAGGUCAUGCUAGAGCAGUACACUGCAUUAGUUUUCAAUGCGAUGGAAGCGUUUGUGCCACAGGCGGUCAUGAUUCUUUUGGCAGAGUAUGGGAUUUACGUACCGGCAGAUGCAUAAUGUUUAUGGAGGGUCAUCUAACAUCCAUCUUCGGCAUCGAUUUCUCACCAAACGGUUUUCACAUAGCGACAGCAAGCGAGGAUAAUACUUGCAAGAUAUGGGACUUGCGAAAGCGAACUUGCAUAUACACGAUACCAGCACAUACUAAUUUGCUGUCCGACGUGAAGUACCAAAAAACAGAAGGACAAUAUUUGGUUACCGCAUCUUAUGAUAACACAGCCAAAAUUUGGUCCAACAAAACAUGGCAACCUCUUAAAAUGUUACCAGGUCACGAUGGAAAAGUCAUGUCCGUUGAUGUAUCGCCCGAUCAUAAGUUUAUUGCAACUAGUUCGUACGAUAGAACUUUCAAAUUAUGGGCGCCAGAAUGAAAUACUUAGAAAAUAUUUCUU
Trachymyrmex septentrionalis is the source of this 1807-nucleotide messenger RNA. RefSeq names its product U4/U6 small nuclear ribonucleoprotein Prp4 (gene U4-U6-60K). The record is from RefSeq and is a predicted model, not a curated record. The transcript is spliced from 5 exons. Gene Ontology annotation, biological process: mRNA splicing, via spliceosome. Gene Ontology annotation, molecular function: protein binding; U4 snRNA binding; U6 snRNA binding. Gene Ontology annotation, cellular component: U4/U6 x U5 tri-snRNP complex. The coding region runs from base 215 to 1786 and encodes 523 amino acids. NCBI's taxonomy places the organism in Eukaryota, Metazoa, Arthropoda, Insecta, Hymenoptera, Formicidae.